Messenger RNA from Cyprinus carpio (common carp), 2339 nucleotides. It is a transcript of the gene mpg, whose product is annotated as N-methylpurine DNA glycosylase. Lineage: Eukaryota; Metazoa; Chordata; Actinopteri; Cypriniformes; Cyprinidae. The record is from RefSeq and is a predicted model, not a curated record. Gene Ontology annotation, molecular function: alkylbase DNA N-glycosylase activity; DNA binding. Gene Ontology annotation, biological process: base-excision repair.
CUUUAAGAGAGUGUCCCAGAAUACUUUGCGUUUGCCAAAGAUAAACAAACCCGGGCUACUGAAACUGAAGCUAAAGUGUGAAUCGGCUGCUACUACUCCGUGUUCAAUACACAUCAACUAAAUACAAGACACAAAGCACACGCUUUUAAGUGUUUUCUUCCUCAAGACUGCAGUUGCACUUGUUCAGAAUAAUCAGCACUUACAGGUACAUGUAACGUUAGCAUCUUGCUAAACAUCGACCAUGCAUUCAUGAUAUUCAGGCGACAUAAUACAUUCAUGAUUUAGCAUUUUAAACAUAUUGCACUGUGAAUUAUGUGCAUAAACUGAUAGAAAGUCCAUAUGAAACCGGUUAUGGUUUGGCAAAAAUAUAUAGCCGCCUAAUAUUCUGUAAUAUUUGUAAUGACAACACGGAAAAGAAAGAAAUCAUUGUUACCUCAAUCCGAGUCUGGCUGCGAUCAGACUGAUGGUGAACCUCUCAAGAGACUCGGUCAGUGUCAAUCUGACACGAACCCUGUGCACGAGCAUCUCAGCCCUUAUUUCUCAACGGGAGAGUCUGUGAGACUGAGCCACAGCUUCUUCAGUCAGCCCUGCGCUGAUCUGGCAAGGGCCUUUCUCGGCAAGGUGUUGGUGAGGAAGCUAACUGAUGGCACUGAGCUCAGAGGAAGGGUUGUGGAAACCGAAGCAUAUUUGGGUGGGGAGGACAAAGCAUCCCACUCAGCAGGAGGAAAACGCACCGAGAGAAACACUGCCAUGUUCAUGAAGCCUGGGACCAUCUACGUCUAUCCCAUCUACGGCAUCUACCUCUGCAUGAACGUCUCCAGCCAAGGGGAGGGAGCGGCGGUGCUUUUGCGCUCGCUGGAGCCUCUGAGCGGUCAGGACGUCAUGAGGGGCCUGCGAGCAGCCAAACGCAAGGCAGGAGCCAAAAUCCUUAAAGAAAAAGAGCUCUGCAAUGGCCCGUCCAAGCUUUGCCAAGCACUAGAUAUACAGCGCUGCUUCGACCGCAGGGAUCUGGCCACUGAUACUGAGGUGUGGCUGGAGAGGGACCCAGAACGAGAGACUGUUUUUGCUGGAGAGAUGGUGUCAGCGCCCCGGAUAGGAGUCGAGUCUCAUGGCGAAUGGGCAACCAAACCGCUUCGCUUCUACUUGAGAGGACACCCGUGUGUGAGCGUGCUAAACAGAGACGCAGAGCGCCAGAUGCAAUCCUCCACUGAUCUUCAUAACACUGAGAUGGAAAGGACAGCCUGAUGAAAUGUUGUUUAGUCAUGGAAUCACUCUUUUAAAAGUUUGUAUGCUCAAAAAUGAAUCAUUUACUCACUAUCAUGUUGCUCUAAAUGUGUGUGAUUUUUUUUUUUUACUCUGUUGAACACCAAAGGAUAUGUUUAGCAGAAUGUCCAAGCUGCUCUUAUCCAUAUAAUUCUAGUUAAUGCUGACUAGGGACUGUCAAGGUUAAAAAAAUAAAUUAAAAAAAGGUGAAAAGCACUCUAAAAGUCAUCUAAAAAUGACUUGUUCUCUAUAUUCUCUGUAAGUCUUCUAACGCAACAAAAAAUGGGAAGUUUAAGUCAUCAUUCACCAAUAAUCUUCUCAUCUUUCCUCACAAAGCUUUCCUAUUGAGAAGAAUAUAACCAAUCUGCUACUGUGCUCGUUUUGUCCAUUUUGGAGCUUGAAAACCCCUGGUGACUAAUUAUUUUCACUGUAUUGUGAACAAAAAGAGCAGGACAAUUACUGGAAGAAAGUCACACGGGUGGCAUGUUACAAGAGUGGGUAAAUAAUUGUCAUUUUUGAGUCAACUAACCUUUUGAGUUUGAGUCUUGUAACAGCAUGUUUUUUUAUUGCAUAUUCCUGUAAUUCCUGGUGCUGUAUUGAUUUUACAGAUGUUUGGAAAACCAUUUGCACUUCAAGGUAAUUGCAACCCCCUUUUCUCUUUCUCUGUUUCUCCACACUCAGUCUCAAUGGCAUGCGGUCUUAUGGUCUGGAAUUACCAUCAUGGCAUGUGUUUUGGGUCUUGUUUGCUUGAGGAGAUGAUUUAUGACAUCAGGGAGCAAUCUCCAAAUAGGAGAUGCUUGCUUAAGCGAUCCAUUUUAUGCCUGUCAGUACAGCUAUAUACAAUAGAUUAUGUGAGACUUACUUCAUAAUCCACUUAUGAAACUCAGCAGGUUGUUAGCAUUUUGCUUUAGCCACUGAUGAUAAGCAAUCACGUCACACCAUCAUCAAACUCACAGUAAGCUGAAUGAUCCAUUUAGUCUGGUGGAGUCUGGAACAGAGAGAUGAUGGGGUCCUCGUGGUUGGUUAUCACUAAGACACUGCGAAACUUAUCGAAUAAAGUUUUCAGCUGCGAGCGA